GUCAUUUUAGAUUCAUUUGCAAAUGCACAUCCCGAAAGUUUAUGCAAAAACUAGAAUAGUUUUGCAAUUUUUAGCUGGUGCUAUUCACAACAAAUUGAAUAUUAACAAAACAUCGAAACAGUUUUAAUUUAAAAUUAUAAAUUAAUACAUCAGCAUUCGUAUAAUAUCUAAUACUUGCAAAUAAAAUUUUGGGUUUGUGCAGGCAAAGUUUUUUUCUUGUAAUGCCAGGAUUUCAUUUUAAUGAAAUGGGCGAAAUGGUGUUGGACAAAAUUGAUGAAAUUGGAGUUAUAGAUGUCUAUGAAAUGGCGUCCGAAAUAGGCAAAGAGUAUGAAAAAAUUAUUGAACGGUAUGGUGCUGAUGCCGUAACGGGACUUAUGCCAAAAAUCAUUAACACGCUUGAAUUGUUGGAAGCUUUAGCAACAAAAAAUGAACGGGAAAAUGCAACAAUACAAGAAUUGCGUGAUAAAGUUGCACAACUUGAAAGUGAGAAAUUGGAAAAAGCAGAAUUCCGAAAACGUUUUGAUAGGGAAUUGGAAACAAUUGAAGAUCAGUGGCGCACUGAAACUAACGAGUUGUUGGAUUUAGUUUCGUCAUUACAAGAUGAAAAUAAGCGACUAGUUAAGCAAACCGAAGAUUUGCAGUCUGCGUCUGCGCAUUCAUCUGGCUUAGGUGCCAGUCUAACCGAAAGUAUUAUGAGCAUUACUAACAACGAACUGCAUAGCGCGCUAUCAGAUACACAAGUAUUACAAAGGCUUAAAGAACAAAUCUACAAGCAACGUGAUGAAUUGAAACACAAAGAGCGGGAACUUCAGGACAAGUAUAUUGAAAUUGAAAAUCUCAAUGUUCAACAAGAACGUUUGAAAAUUUCUGGUCGCGAUACUCGUCGAAGGCAGAAAGUUUUACAAACGCAAGUGAGAAAUUUAUGUGAAGAGCGCGCAGAUUUUUUGGCGCAACUUCAAGAUCAAUAUCGAGAAAUAAAUCAUUUACGCAAAAGUCUUGGAUUGGCCGAAAAAGAAAAUGAGGAUUUAGUAAAAUCGCAAGGGGAUGAUCCAAAUGAUCCCAACAGGCCACGUUAUACUACACUUGAACUGAAAGAAUUAUUAAAUGAGCGUGAUGAACUUUUGACAACGAUUGAGAAUUUAAAUGAUGAAUUAAAAGCACUGAAACCACCAGAAAAACUAUCGAAACGUAAUAUUGACUCAAGUACUGAUGAUGAUGAUGAUGACAUCGACUGUGAUGAUGAGUCACAAACAAUUGAAGCAUGCGCUAGCGGCACACCACCUAGCCAUGAUGCACCAGUACAAGGUCCGUUGCCUUAUGAACCAGAUGAUGCACCAUGGAAGAAGAGCACAGAAUCCGGUAUUCGGAAAUUCUUUCGAAAAUUAUUUUCGGAUCCAUCGGAAGCUAAUAACACUUUUCCCAAACGUUCCUUCGCAACUUUGUCCAAAAUGGCUUUGUCUGCUACUCCUGGUAGUACAGAUAUAAAGUAAGAUAAUUAUGUAUUGUAUUUACGUACGAGGCAUUUUAAUAUGGAUCAAUUAAUUUCGUAAAGCAACAUACAUGCACGCGGAAAAACCAAAAAUUACUUGUUGAUUAUCAUAUAGUUAAGUACAUUUUUUUUACACUUAUUUAUAUAUGUAUUUUAUAUAUACUAACACAAACAGGUGCACAAGCCAAAAAUAACCUAAGGUUACAAAAUUUUUAUUUAUUUUUAAUUUCGUUACUAAUUAUUUAAAUAUAACCAAAAUCAAAGAAAUUUAAUACAUUGUAAAUUAUUUUGACUGAAUCAAAUUUCGAAUGUUUAACACUUGUAUUUUAUAAAAUUUUUUGUUAAUGUAGAGUGUUAAUUAGUUACUCACAAUU
Molecule: messenger RNA, 1863 nt
Organism: Teleopsis dalmanni
Lineage: Eukaryota; Metazoa; Arthropoda; Insecta; Diptera; Diopsidae
Gene: Rilpl
Product: RILP-like protein homolog
Exons: 5
Coding region: 222-1490 (422 amino acids)
Source: RefSeq, a predicted model, not a curated record